Molecule: messenger RNA, 411 nt
Organism: Peniophora sp. CBMAI 1063
Lineage: Eukaryota; Fungi; Basidiomycota; Agaricomycetes; Russulales; Peniophoraceae
Source: the annotation of a GenBank genome assembly
AUGAUGCGCACCGUCCUCGCCCGUGCCGCCCUCCGCGCCCGCCCUGCCGCACCCGUCACCCCUGCACGUGCUCUGGCCAUUCGCUGGGCGUCCAGCGCGCACGGCGAGGAGACCUUCGAGCAGUUCACCGAGCGUUACGUCUCUUUCUUCCAGACGGCCGAAGACCUCUUCGAGGUUCAGCGCGGCCUCAACAACUGCUUUGCCCACGAUCUCGUGCCCGCACCCGCCGUCGUAGAGGCCGCACUCCGCGCAGCGCGCCGUGUCGACGACUACGCGACGGCCGUUCGCGUGUUCGAGGGUGUCAAGGAGAAGGUCGAGAACAAGCAGCAGUACCAGGCAUACCUUGACGAGCUCAAGGGCGUACGGGAGGAGCUUGGUGUCGAGACCGUCGACGAGCUCUUUGCCCACUGA